AUGCCGCGCGCUUUAACUCUUGAUGCGGGUGAAGGCGGCCGUCCAGGCAAAGUCUACUACCCUCUCCAGGUCAAACAGGUCCCAAGGCCAAAACCAGGCUCGAAUGAGGUCCUCGUCCGAAUCAAGGCCGCGGCCCUCAACCACCGCGACCUAUGGGCUCGCCGGCACCUGUACCCCGGGCUGUCCCUCGAGAACCCGCUGCUGGCCGACGGCGCCGGCGUCGUCGUCGAGCUCGGACCCGACGUCAAGCGCACCUCCCUACUCAACCAAGCCGUCAUCUUGACCCCCAUGCGCGGCUGGGAGGCCGACCCCGUCGCGCCCGAGGACCCGCACCGGUUCGCCGUCAUCGGCGCCUCGCUACUCUGCGACGCCGGCACCGGGCAGGACUACCUGGCCGUGCCCGAGGACGAGGUCGAGCCCGCGCCGGCACACCUGACCCCGGCCGAGUGCGCCGCGCUGCCCCUGUGCGGGCUGACCGGGUGGCGCGCGCUCGUCUCCAAGGCCGGCGUGACCGGGCCGGGCAAGAACGUGCUGGUCACGGGCGUGGGCGGCGGCGUGGCCCUGCAGGUGCUGCAGUUCGCGGUGGCGCUGGGCAGCGCCGUCUACGUGACCUCGGGCGACCGGGGCAAGAUUGACAGGGCCGUGGCGAUGGGCGCCCGCGGAGGCGUGAGCUACAGGGAGGCAGGCUGGGCGGCGGGGCUGCUGGAGAUGCUCCCGGAGGACCGCCCGUGGGUGGACGCGGUGGUGGACGGCGCGGGUGGGAACUUGAUCGCGGAGGUGGCGCCGAUCAUGCGCCCCGGCGGCGUCAUCGCGCAGUACGGCAUGACGGCGGGUAACAAGAUGGACUGGCAGAUGCGGGCGGUGCUGGCCAACCUUGAGCUCAAGGGCUCGACCAUGGGCUCAAGGAGAGAGUUUCGCGACAUGGUGGCUUUUGUGGCCAAACACAAGAUCAAGCCGGUCGUCAGCAGGGCCGUCAAAGGGCUGAGUGAUCUUGAAGCUAUCGAGUCACUGUUCGUCGACAUGCAGCACGGUCGACAGUUUGGGAAGCUCGUCAUUGAAAUAGACGAGGAGGAUCAAGCCAAGCUGUAG
Messenger RNA from Cordyceps fumosorosea ARSEF 2679, 1089 nucleotides. RefSeq names its product Alcohol dehydrogenase superfamily, zinc-containing. The record is from RefSeq and is a predicted model, not a curated record. Gene Ontology annotation, molecular function: oxidoreductase activity. NCBI's taxonomy places the organism in Eukaryota, Fungi, Ascomycota, Sordariomycetes, Hypocreales, Cordycipitaceae. The transcript is spliced from 2 exons. The coding region runs from base 1 to 1089 and encodes 362 amino acids.